ACGUCGCCUUCGCGUCGCCGCCGCGGGCUGCCUCAUCGAGGAUGACGUUGCGGUCAAAUGUGGUGUGUCGUUUGCGAGACGCAGUGUUUUCCCACUUCUGGAGGAAUAUGUCCGCGAUUAGCGCUAACACUUCGACAUCACUCUGAAAACCCCCAUAACAAGAUCGAUCUCUGCAGUGUGGCGCAGCACAUCCGAGAGCCGGCCGCGCGUAGAUGGCCCUUGAAAGUGUGUUUGCAAAAGCUCUCCCUAAGGUUGGGCAUGCAAACAAAGACACACAGAAUGGAGAAAUGGAAAGUGGUGGUGCGGAUCCCGAAGAGGAUGUUCCAUCAGCUGACCUCGAAGAGGGAGAAAUUGUUGAUUCGGGCCAAGAGGACAGUGAUGACCAGAAAACUGGGCCACCAGGCCCACUGCUCAAGGGCCCUCCGCUGCCCCCUCAGGAGGCACUACGGCCAGCGUUCACCAAACUGGAGAAACGCAAGCGCAAGAAGCGCAAGAAGGAGGAAGCUGGCGGUCCUGAUCCAAAGCAGAAGCGUGCCCAUUACGUAGACCAUGAUCGCAUGGUGGAUGACACUGUGUGGUUUUCAUCAGAGUCUGGUGGUGGACCAUCACGGGGGCCACCCAUGCAUCACUCACACCAUGGCAGCUCCAUGCCUCCUAGAGAAUUUGGCUCUCCUGGCCCUUACGACGACAGCUACAUGCACAUGGCUCUGCUCCACGACCGAUUGGAAUAUGAGCGUUUAUGUGCUUCCCGAGGGGUGCUUGAGGAAAUGCUAAAUGAUGGCCUACUAAUGCGCAUACACCCAUGUGAUAUUUCUCCACGAGGAGGAUGUGAUUCGCCUGAAGGCAGCGGGGGCCCCGAGGGUCACCAAGAAGGCAUGGGGGGACCACCACCGCCCCACAGUGGUGGCUUUCCAAGCGGUCGAGGUGGCCGCGGUCGCGGAAAGCCUUUCAUGAUGGACAGCCGAAGGCCUGGCCCCCCGAAGAAGAAGAAGAAGAAAAACAAGUUGGCAUUGUCAGGUGGCAGGGGCGGUGGCGCCAGUGGAAAACGGGAUGGGCCACCCAAGCGCUCCAUAUGCAAGUUCUACUUGGACUCCAAGUGUGUCAAGGGGGCAGACUGCCCAUUUUCACACGAUGUGCUGCAGCCACGCAAGGCCGACCUGUGCAAGUUCUACCUGGGUGGCUAUUGUGCCCGCGGGGAGCACUGCUCCUUCAUGCACCAGGACUUCCCCUGCAAGUUCUUCCACACGGGCGCCAAGUGCUACGCGGACACUGCUUGCCGUUUCUCCCACCAGCCCCUGACGGAUGAGACAAGACGGCUGCUGCAUAGGUAUCUGGACAACCACGGUAGUCGUGGUGAUGAUGACAUUCCCCCCGGGUGUGGCCCAAACGGGCCUGAGCCUCUGGAUCGGCUCGAUGGCCCUGAUGAUGACAAAGGACCAGGUGACGACUUUGGAGAGGGACCACAGCCAAGCAAACGGCCUUCGUUGCUGGGUUCACCCCCACGGCAUGUGAAGGAGGCGGCUGAGACCUGGCGCAUGCAGUUCCUAGGGGGAGGGGGGCCGCCUCUGAGGGGAGGACUGAGUUCCCCUUCUUUUGGCCCUCCCCAAGGGCCACCCAUAAUGAGUCCCCCGAGAGGCCCAAUGCAGGGAUUCCCGCACAGGCCUGCAUUCUACAUGGACUCCUUGUCUCAAAGCCCCAUACGUGGCUCCAUGCCGCCGCCAGGUGCCAGCCCACCUCAGAUGGGCGGCCCAUCGCCUGUGCACUGCAUGGAGGACAGCUUUGGCGGGCCAACAGGCGCCGUGGGUCCUGGCGGUCCUAUGCGGCCCUUGCCCCAUGGCCAGAUGGGUGGGUUUGCAUCACCGAACAUAGCCUCACCACCUCUGCAAGAUCAGGGUGGCUGUGGUCUGAAUUUCGUUCCUGAUGGUGGUGGUAUGUCACCACUGGGGAUUUUCUUUGAUCCAAGUCAGGAUCACCCAAUGAGUCCACCACACCAGCAGCAGCAGUCCAUACCUGGCCUCAACUUGCUCAGCUCACCCUCCCCGCCGCACAGCCAGGCUCCAGAGCCAACCAAGAUUCCGUCGGCUGACACAAGUUCAGAUGAACCUCAUCAGUCACCACAGCGUCCCAUGCAUACUGAUGAACAGGACACCAGUGAUGACUCGCUCCAUGCUGUUAGUGACAAGAAAAUCCUUCCCCCAAACCUGCCACGGAGGCAACGAGAGCUCUUUAUGAGGAUUCAGCAGCAGCAGCGUGCAGCUGAGAUCACAGCAGCUGCCGAGUCACCCAUUUCUGGCAGCGCAUGUCAUGCAGUGGCCACUGACAAGACAGAAAACCCUGUAGCAGCUAAGCCUGAGCCAAAGAGCAUUGUCUGUCUGGGCAACAGUGAGAGCAGUGAUGAUGACGAGGAUUAUGACGACGACCAACCACUCAGAGCUGUCUUGAAGAAACUCCAGCAGGGACCGCUGGAAAGCACAAUGCCAGCAAGUGUUCUUGGCAGUUGCCCCACCAGUGCACCGUCAGCAGUGCCGCAGCCUGCUGUCACGUUGCCUUCCAUGGCAGCCAUAGACAUUGCCAAGAUGCUUAGCAGCAUCCGACAAGUUCCCAGUCAACCACAGACUAACUUCUGGAAACAGCUUUUCUCCGGAGUGCCUGCUGCCACUGCAGCUGCUACGCCGGUGACAGAUACGACACCUGCCUCACUUUCUUCAGUGCCAGCAGCAAGCAGAGACCCAAGGCGGGCCAGGGCCGACAGUCAGCUUGCCAAACCAUCAACAGAAGUGUCGCACUUGUCGAGAGACCCAAGACUCAGAGACAAGCCACCAGCUGUCCUCAAAGCUACAGAAGUGGCCUUUGUGGAAUCUAAGGAUGGAGAUGUGCCUUACCGACUCACAUCAAUUCUCAGGGCACUUCCAAAGUAUGAUGAUGUUGCACGCAGUGGUACAAUCCCAGAGUCUAAGCUCAAGAAUGAUCCACGUCUUGCCAAGUAUGCAAGCCAAAAGGUGCCCGAGGUUGUGCCUCCUGCAGAAGUCGUGCAGUCAGUCACGCUUCCCCUGCCUGCUGCAACUGUGUUGCCAAAGCUGCCCACUGUCAGCAAGCGUGAUCCAAGAAUGGCGCGUCAUUUUGAACAGCAGCAGCCACCACAGCAACCACAGAUGGUGGAAAACAAGCCACUUAUUUCAGAACCACCAAAGGUCACACCUCUGCCUGCUGAAGUCGUUAGAAAAGCUGAUCCCAGGAAAGCUGCUGCACUAGCUGCCAACGGUAGUGCGGUGCCACUACGAUUGGACCCACGCCUUGCGAGACGGCUCGAUCAACCGCAAAAGGUGGCUACCCCGAGUACGGGUGAGACACCUGCCUCAAAGCCCAAAGACGAAAGCACAGUGAAUGUUGACGGAGAGCAACAGCAGGAAACCAAGCUGCCCGUCAAGCGAGAUCCCAGGCAUAGGACCAGGGGCGCUGGAAGACCCAAGGCAAGUGCUGAUGGGGCAGGUCGCAAGAACCGGAUGGACUAUGCGUCACCUUUGAGUACGUACGAAAGCGAGGAGGACAGGCCUAGUGGCUACAGCAGCUACCAGCGGCGACCACAGCCACGACCGCCCGUUCUCCCCGCUGACGUGCCAGCAUCCGUCAUGCCGCCGCCCCCACCAGUCAUGCCACCAGCCCCAGCUAUGCAUGACCUGAUGCCAAAUGUGCCACCUUCAGGCGUCAUCUCAGAUGACCUCUUGUUUGAGGCCGACCAGGCCAUGAAGUCACUCAAGGAUGUGUUCAAGACGAAAGAUCCAACAGCUUCACCGUUUUGCUGAUGAAAGUGGCUGCUUUUGUAAAUAGCAUGACCAGGAAAUUGUUUCAAGCACAAGUUGCUUACUGUUUGGGAUGUGGCUCCUGGUGGGACCCCCUGUGCAAUGUGGGCCAGCGAGUAUUGGACCCCCUGUGCAAUGUGUGCCAGCAAGUAUUGCCCAUACUGUACAUAGCCUCCACACGGAACACAAAUAGGCUGUUGUCAUGGUGCCAAAUGGCACUGAAGAAAGUGCACGCGACACUGCAGACCUGUGGGCAAUGCUGCCAAGCACAACCAAAGCAAUAGCUUGCCAUCCGUGAACGCUGAUCAAUGGAAGCAUGGAGGAACAGGUUUCAUGAGGUGUGCUGUGUACAUAGAACUACUGCUGUGUCUUCAGUCUCGGAAAGGCCGACUGCUUACAGUCUGCACUGCUCAUGAUGAAGUGCAGAACUGCCAGUGCCUUUGUGGCUUCCUCACAUAUUUUAUUUGCCUGUGUGUAAUUAUCCAUCUCCCACUCUCUUGCCCGGUUUAACGGUCUGUGCAGAAAGGUCAACACGAACAUGUUCAGUGAGGCAUAAAGGUUUUUCAUGUGGGCAUGAGUGAAAACAUGCGUUUUGCCUCACAAUCAGUCCAAAGUUAAAAAGAUGUACUGGGAGAACAACAGAUAUGGUCCAGCACAAGGGAUACGCAUUUCUCUGUUCUUAAUGGACUGGUGGGACAAAAUAAAGAACUUUACCAUACUCUCUCUGAGACCGGGACAACAUGAA
Molecule: messenger RNA, 4545 nt
Organism: Dermacentor andersoni
Lineage: Eukaryota; Metazoa; Arthropoda; Arachnida; Ixodida; Ixodidae
Biological process (GO): negative regulation of DNA-templated transcription
Cellular component (GO): nucleus
Molecular function (GO): RNA binding; metal ion binding
Source: RefSeq, a predicted model, not a curated record